AUGGUGUUCCUCCGACUUUCAAUCAAAGUCUACCCGCGGGAGCAGCUGAGUUCGAACUCGAGCUCCAGCUGGGGCAGGACCUUACUCGGCGGGCGAAAGACCACCAACGAUGACUCCAGCCAGGGAUCGGCAGUCUCGACGACAUUGAAGAAACCUGGUGUCUUCUUGCUUGUCCUUGAGCACCCCGAAGAGGUUUCGCUUGGUGGUCUCGCGGGCAUGAUUCAAGAACAUUGGGCAAAGCUUCACCCAGAGUUGGAACCGCUUGCGAUCAAGAAAAUCCUCGACGAUACGAAGGAGGACCUCGAUCUUUAUCCCGACCUGACUGUUGCUGAUGUUUGGGUUGACUAUGGAAAAGCCCGCACCGAUGGCCUUGACCAACGAGGCUCCGUUCGUGUUCUCCAAAAGCCUACCACGGCCGCCCCGGAGCGAUUCCCCUCUGUCGAUCAGGAUUGGGAUGCUGCUAUCAUUGCCUACGAGCGCAAACGUGCUAUGAAGGAUAAAAAGGAAGAAAUGGAGACCCAAUUCCCUGCGAUUCAAGAAGAAGAUGAAGAGAGUAGCGCCCAAUCUGUGCGUAGUCACUCUCGAUCUAUUUCUCAGUCUCACAUCCAAUGGGAACAUUCGCCUGAAUCGCCCCAGCAUACCAAUAAUGACCCUCAUGUCUCUGCUCGGAAGUCACCAAUCGAGCACCGCCAUCGUGAUUUACCUCUCUCUUCUGUUGAAAUUCGCGAUCCUGUCAACACUUUCCCACCAGUGAAGUCUACAGGCCCUACAAUUGCUGGGACGCCGCCUCCCAGGCGUGAAAGUGAGGAGCUCGGCGAAUCUCCAUCACCAGCCGAGCGACGAGCAUCCAGCAUCAGGUCCCAACCGACACCCGCAUCUGUAGCUGCCGAUUCACCGGGACCGCAGUCUGAGCCGCAUAAGCUCGUAAAGCUACCCAUUGCGAGCAGUACAGCUAAACGAACAAUUACGCAAAUGCCAGAUGACGCUGAAUCCCCACCUAUGUCGCCUGCGCCCAAACAUAUCAUUCCCCACCAACAGACGCAAUCUACUGAGGAGGCUGCUGCGUGCUCAGGCGAUAUCGAACCAGAGUCUGCUCCACAACGUAUCGUGAAAAUACCAUUCAAGUCGGGCAUGACGAAUGGAGUUAACGGACAAGGACACCUGGCGGCAGUGGCUGCUAAUAUUGUAUCUCAAUCCCCGCAGAAAAAGCAAGCGGAAACAAUAAUCGGGAUCUCCAGUGAGGAGUCGAGCGAAGAGGAAACCGACAGCGAGGACGACGAGGUUGAAGCGGAGAAGAAGCACGCUAAGCGGGAUCAAAGAAAAACAGAAGAUCAGACUGGUUCUGACAACUCUGACGGCUCUGACUCUGACUCUGACUCUGAAUCCGAGUCUGAGUCUGAGUCCGAAUCGGACUCCGAGGCCAGCGAAGAGAAUGGACCCAAGGAUGAGCCCAUCACGCCUCGAAUUGAUCACUCGAUUCCCAUUACUGGGGAUGUAAUUGAUCUAGAGGGCGAUUUACAGAUGGAUGGGCCUAUUGUAACUAGGAGCUCCCAGUCAGAUCACUCGCGUCUUUCGAUGUUGAAAACAAACGGUAUAACCCAUGAGACUCAAUCACGCAAGCGGAAGCAGGCCUCCGAAGAACCCACGUCAGUCAAAAAAGCUCGUCAGGGACAGGCCCAUCCCUCAACCCGCCCCCCAUCUACCCCUCCUCGGUCGGUGCCUGCAGUCGUUGUGCCAUCUCAACAGACUCGGCAGUCCAUAUCGAAGUCGCCAUCUGCUCAGACGAGCCCAGUGCGAAAACGAGUCCGUGCACCUUCCUUCUCGAGCCCAGCUCGACAAGCCAGUGUUCGAGAGGAGAACGAAGCGCCCCCCAAACCUUCUCAGUUUGGAAUUGGUUUGGGGAUUACAAAGAGCCCUCCUAGCAAGCAGCCCGUCAGGUUGAAUCCUUCGCAAGAAUCCGAGGUAGCAUCCACCCAGGACUCCUUUGGUGCACCGCUUUUCCCAACUAGCAACGUGAAUCUUGCCGAUACGCCUUCUCUUACUUAUGUAAACAAACAAACUCCUGCGAUUGACAAAACGAAAAAGCUGCAAUCCGCUAUCCGUGCCAAGGAUUCCCCGGCAACCGAGAGGCGAUCCGUGUCUUUCGCUGAGGGAGAGAGCCUUGCUUCUAGCUUGGAUCCCGCUCCACGCUCCACCCCGCGCAAUACUGUGAUUAGCAAUUCUGCCCCUGCCACAAACACUAUCCAGGGGACGCCUUCGAGCGCAACCCCACGAAAGGCCACGUCCAAGGCCAGGCCCGCUCAGCAGCCGCCCACCUCCGCUGUCAAAUCCACCCUGGGAACGCCUUCAACAUCCACGUCUAGCAAAACCACGCCUAAAGCAAGGGUCAAUAAGCAAACACCUAAAUCUACUUCCGAAAAUGCUCAGGCAACACCAUCCAGUAGUCAAGUGGUCUAUCCACCUGGCUUUGAUAUCGAACAGUUGACCCAGCAAGUUGAGACUGAACAGAAGACGAAGGCACAGGCUAAGCUGGACGAGAAAGCACAAAGGAGCAAGGAAGCCGCUGAGAGGUCCGAGAUAGAACACAAGCUCCGGGAAAGCUAUGAUCCCCAGCUUACGAUCAUUUUAACUGAGAUGAAAACCCUAUUGAACAAAUUGGCCAACUCUAAGCUCGAUUACAGCAAGCGAAAGCCGCUCCGCGUCAAGCUUGAAGCCUUGCGCAACGAUCUGAAAGUCUGUGAACAGAGGCUGGAGGCGCAAAGGUCCACCCCUCGGGAACCUGUUGCAAAGGCACCAAAGCCAACCCUCAAGGACAUGCUGAGCAGCCAGAAGCAGGAACUAGCUGCUAAGCUACGACCUGAACCCAAGUCUGCCCCACCUCCCCGCUCCGAUGUGUACGAAGUUCCCAGCUCCGGUGAGUCUGAGUCUGAGUCUGAGUCUGACUCAGACUCAGACUCCAGCAGUGACGAUGGUAGCAAGAGUGAGAGUGACUCGGGCGACAUCAUGCCCAAUGGCCAGUCAGUCAAACUACGCAAGCCCUGGGCUCAACGAUCCAAAUAA
Penicillium hordei is the source of this 3060-nucleotide messenger RNA. RefSeq lists its product as uncharacterized. Lineage: Eukaryota; Fungi; Ascomycota; Eurotiomycetes; Eurotiales; Aspergillaceae. The record is from RefSeq and is a predicted model, not a curated record. Bases 1 to 3060 code for a protein of 1019 amino acids. The transcript has 2 exons.